This is a messenger RNA of Contarinia nasturtii (swede midge), 1159 nucleotides long. RefSeq names its product poly [ADP-ribose] polymerase tankyrase-2-like. Gene Ontology annotation, molecular function: protein binding. Bases 371 to 982 code for a protein of 203 amino acids. The record is from RefSeq and is a predicted model, not a curated record. The transcript has 12 exons. NCBI's taxonomy places the organism in Eukaryota, Metazoa, Arthropoda, Insecta, Diptera, Cecidomyiidae.
CUUCACAAGGCUGCUUCUCGGGGUCAUACAGAUGUAGCCAAAUAUCUCAUAGAAAAAGGAGCAAAUGUGAAUGCUCAAACAAGAUCUUGGAAAUACACACCACUUCAUAAAGCUGCUGAGAAAGGUCAUACAGAAACAGUCAAAUAUCUGAUAAACAAUAAAGCGGAUGUGAAUGCUGGAAGCAAAUUGAAUGAAACGCCACUUUACAAGGCUGUGGAGUCUGGUUAUAUAGACUAAUAUAGUCAAAUGUCUAAUAAAAAAUGGCGCGAAUGUGAAUGUUGAAAACAAAUUGAAAAAAACGCCGCUUCACGUGGCUGCUUCUGAAGGUCAAAUAGAUGUAGUAAAAUAUCUAAUAGAAAAUGGAGCGAACAUGAAUGUUGAAUCCAAACAUGUGAGGUACAAACCAAUUCAUAACGCUGCUAUGUAUGGUAAUACAGAUGUAGUUGAAUAUCUAAUAGAAAAAGGAGCGGAGGUGAAUGUUGAAAACGAAUGGCAUGAAACGCCACUUUACAAGGCAGCUUCUGAAGACCACGUUGACACGAUUAAACUGUUAAUAGAAAAGGGUGCAAAUCCAUUCGUUAGAAAUGAUGAAAACCGAACUGCAAGAGAAAAGGCUGCUAGCAGUGGUUACAGCGAAGCAGCUAAACUUUUAGAGGAAGCAGAGAGUAACUUUGUUGCAGUUUCUAUUGUGAUCUCUUCGCCUGAGUUUCAAAUCGGAGACAGUGUGACACUACCAUGCAGUGCAUACCAAAAUACCACACACACUCCAACCACAGUCAUCUGGAAUAAGGUUAAUGGGUCUCUCCCGGAUCGAUCACACCAAAAUAAUGGUGUUCUCACAAUAACAAAUGUUCAACUCACCGAUGCUGGUGAAUAUAUUUGUCAAGCUGAAUUUAAUCGACAUUACCAUCAACGCGUUACAAUUAUAAUCAAAGACAAUCGUUUUCAUCAAAUCGAAAACUCUACCGAAAACCACGCCUGACGUCAGAUGCCUCAGACCAUUCAUCUGGCUGCAAAUAUUGAAAUAUAAUAAUGUCUGGAAUUUAUUGAAAAUACAAAUGAAAAAAGAUAGUAUGCAUCAAAUGAAAUUGUUUGUCUACUUAUUCAUAAAUGAAUAAUUUUUUAAGAAUAAUUAAGGAAAAACUAUGUUUCUGUUGUU